AUGUCAACUAUAGAAUCUCCGAAAUCUCCAGAUCAUACAAAGAUACAACCCAAAGUGGAGCACCAGCCACAACGAAUAGCACCUAAAGGCACUUCACCAAUACCCUCACACAAUACGAUACUACAACCAAAAUUAGAACCAUCUUCACAAUCAACGUCUCCAAAGUCACCUAAACAACAACACUCCAACCAAGAUCUUCAUCCUAAAGAUGGCCAACAGUGUUCCAACUGUGGCACCACCAAAACUCCGUUGUGGAGAAGAGCACCUGAUGGAACCCUAAUAUGUAAUGCAUGCGGAUUAUAUUAUAGAGCAAAUAAUACCCAUCGUCCUGUUAAUCUUAAACGACCACCAAAUACGAUCGCGAUUGCAAAAGAAGAAGAAGGGUCUUGUAAAGGGGAUGGAAGGUGUAAUGGUACUGGUGGGUCAGCCGCUUGCAAAGGUUGUCCUGCUUACAACAAUCGUAUUGUUGCCAAAAAAGCAUUGGAAAAAUCACCAAAGAAUGAUAUUCAAGGUGCCCGCUCAUCAAAAAACCUUGUAAAUAGUACUACGAGUGAAACAUCCAAGAAAAGAUCUUCCGAUGAUAAUGAAAACAAUGGUACCGGAGAAACUCGAGAAGAUGAGAAUGCUUUUGCUAUAGCUUGUUUUAACUGUGGUACAACGAUAACUCCGUUGUGGAGAAGAGAUGACGCAGGGAAUACGAUUUGUAAUGCUUGUGGAUUGUUUUAUCGAUUACAUGGAUCACACCGUCCAAUUAAAAUGAAGCGACCGACGAUCAAGCGAAGAAAAAGAAAUGUCUCGUCGUCACAAUCGCAUUCAUCAUCUGAUAAAAAAUCUAAAGAAGGGCUGCCAAAACUAGAAUUACACAAUUCUUCAAAAGCAUCUCCGAUAACUCCGCCACCACCACCACCACCAGCAUCAACACCAUCAAUAGCCAAGAAUGAUAACAGCACAGUAUCAACGACCACCACCAGUACAGUCACAAUGAAGCCAUUGGUGAACACAAUAAUAACUCCUCCAACUAAUUUUGUCACAUCAACCAGUGUACCUACUAGUUUACCAAGUAAUAGAAACACAACACCUCCAGUUUUCACCACAUUACCACCACCAAUUAAUUAUCCUUUGUCAUUACCAGGUGCUCCUUCAUCAGCAUCUAGUGGUAAUGCUGGAACAACGAUGUCUACAUUUCCACACAUUUCACCAUCGUUUUAUCCACCAUAUAAUGGAACAGGUAGAAUUCCCAAUGGUCCUGGACCACUUCCUGGACCUGCACCUAGUUUUGGUAUAAAAUUACCAGAAAUUCAAGUACCAGGACCACCUGCUUUGCCACCAAUAAGAAAUCAAAUAGGUAAAUCUAAAUGUUGUGAAGGAUGCAGACCAGCAAAAAGCAUAGUGCCCAUUGCAAUUGAUUUCACAGCUAGUUAUAAAAUUGACAAAGGUCAGAAUAAUGAAGGAACGAGUGCGUCUGAUACUAAGAAUGAUAGUGGUAGUGAUAGUGAAGAAACAGUUAAGAAAAGAAGAGCAUUAUCCAUUGGUAAGUUACUCAAUGGUUAG
Molecule: messenger RNA, 1551 nt
Organism: Candida tropicalis MYA-3404
Lineage: Eukaryota; Fungi; Ascomycota; Pichiomycetes; Serinales; Debaryomycetaceae
Gene: SFU1
Product: Sfu1p
Exons: 1
Coding region: 1-1551 (516 amino acids)
Biological process (GO): negative regulation of transcription by RNA polymerase II; positive regulation of transcription by RNA polymerase II
Molecular function (GO): zinc ion binding; RNA polymerase II cis-regulatory region sequence-specific DNA binding; DNA-binding transcription factor activity, RNA polymerase II-specific
Source: RefSeq, a predicted model, not a curated record